AUGGAGUCGGAGCCACUCCUUCCAGCUAAGGCGCCGAUUCCACCAAAACAACGACGCGGUUUCAGGAUCACCAUCUUGAUAGCAUGCAAGUGUGUUGCCUUUGCUGCUUCCAAAAUGGCCACCGGAUACUUCAUCAAAGGUCAUGGUUACACGAUCACCACUCUGACAUUCGGAUGCAUCCAACUUGUAAAUCUGGCCUUUAUUUUUAUUUUUGUUCAAGAGACUAUCACACGUGAUAAGAACAAAGAUAAGUCAUUGAAGAAAACUCUAAAACGAAUAAAAGGCGUCUUCAAAAACAGCGAAAACAGACGAAAUGUCAAAGUGAUCCUUUUGUCGGCCAUGUUCUUCUUUUAUGAAGUGCCACUGGGAGGUAAUAGUCUGCAGAUACUCUAUGUAUUGAACGCGCCUCUGUGUUGGGGACCCGUAUUGAUUGGUAUUUACGGAGCUCUUAGUGGUUUAAGUGGUCAAGUUGCAGGACUGGUCAGUCUGAAACUUCUAAAGCAGCUCCCCAUCUCGGAUAUUGUGAUAACCGCACUGGGAUGUCUAUCCGCGAUUGGAGGAUGCUUGGUGAAUGCCUGGGCAGUGGACGACAUUUUCAUGUAUCUUGUGUCCAUUGUUUCGCUGUUAAUGGCAUUGCCUCCUUCGCUGAUCAGAUCAACAAUUUCAUGUCUGCUGAAAUCCGAUGAACAAGGUACGGUGUUGGCAGUCGGUGCGUGUGUCGAGGUCGCGAGCUAUCUGACUGUAUCUCCCCUCAUCAAUAUCAUCUACCAACACACGAUCUUCUUCAUGCCUGGAUUUGCCUUCCUUGUUUGUGCCGGGCUGGAAGGCAUUACUCUAACACUAAUCAUGAUUUACAUCUGCCAUGACUUUUAUGUAAACAAGACUUCAAGGCUACUUUCUACGAGCCAAAGCAGUUUGAACAGUCGCGCGCAGUCUGAGGAGGAUGACGGAAGUGCGUAACGAUGUGGUCUGUUAAUCUCAUGAAGAGGUUACAAACAACAACUACACAUUCAUAGGAGAGUGGAAUAAUGUCGUUUUGGUAUUGUGUGCUGAUUACAAAGGAGCCAUUUACGAACACCUCUCUAGUUCAAUCGUUGAUUACGGCGUUUCCAGGCAGAUCUUAUCGGAUCUCAGCCGACUUAACUCCGGACGUAAUGGACCGGCAACCACUAGUAACCCUGAGAGGGAGAGACCAUCAGGAUGACAAAAUAGACCUCAUAGGAGUUUACUACCUACCUUUUAUCAGUAGGAUGCUCGCACAGUUGCACAGCUUUCACUGUUCCUGUUUUCUUAAAAGUUCGCCAGGAGUGUAACACUCCUGGCGAAUGGCGAACUUAUGAGAAAAGAGACAAGACCACCCCUUGCAAGACCACCAUUGAUUUUGGCAUUGACUUCUUUGUUAAAGAGUUCUAAUUGCUUUAGGAGUUCGUGUUCUAGCAAAAUGGUGGUGCCGGUGGUCUUCGCGGCUGCACGAUGCGUGAUCUCUCUAUCAUGCAACUACAAUCGGAGACAAGACCACCAUUGAUUUUUUAAGCCUUUUAGCUGUUAAAUUGUCAAUGUUUGACCGCGUCGCAUCAAAUACUGCGUGGGGUUGUGAAUCUGAAAUUUUGAUAUGAUAUUCCGGACAGUCGGGCAAGUAAAUGAAGAAAGGUAAACUGGUAAUUGACCACGGACAUUUUUUGAUAAUCGACAAAUUGGACAGACGUUGAUAUUUCAACUCUUUUCAGCCAACUGGCAGAAUAAUCUCAAAACACGCCCCUAUUGCCAAAUUAGCAAAAUUCAAAAUUAAAUUUUUCAUCAAAUAAUUUCUUUAUUUGUGUACACUUGCCACACCAAAUAUCUUUUCAAUACCUCUCCAAAUAUGCACUUGACAGUUAAAAACAUACUCGCGUCUAAUUGAUAGGUCUGGAACCUCCAACCUAUGAAUAUUCAAUGGUGGUCUUGUCUCAAAACAGGAACAGUGCCUGUGUUGUAUAACAUUAGGGUCUCAAGUUACUGUCUACAGGUCCAUGUAUCCCACCUGUGCUAUAGCGAG
Messenger RNA from Lineus longissimus, 2035 nucleotides. Its product is annotated as lysosomal proton-coupled steroid conjugate and bile acid symporter SLC46A3-like. The record is from RefSeq and is a predicted model, not a curated record. Gene Ontology annotation, molecular function: transmembrane transporter activity. Gene Ontology annotation, biological process: transmembrane transport. Gene Ontology annotation, cellular component: membrane. Lineage: Eukaryota; Metazoa; Nemertea; Pilidiophora; Heteronemertea; Lineidae. The transcript has 4 exons. The coding region runs from base 1 to 960 and encodes 319 amino acids.